Messenger RNA from Prunus persica (peach), 1541 nucleotides. Its product is annotated as auxin-induced protein AUX28. Gene Ontology annotation, molecular function: protein binding. Gene Ontology annotation, cellular component: nucleus. Gene Ontology annotation, biological process: regulation of DNA-templated transcription. The transcript has 5 exons. The record is from RefSeq and is a predicted model, not a curated record. Bases 382 to 1143 code for a protein of 253 amino acids. NCBI's taxonomy places the organism in Eukaryota, Viridiplantae, Streptophyta, Magnoliopsida, Rosales, Rosaceae.
CAGUGUCCACGAUCCACACCCUCCACACAAGAAUCAUAGGAUAGAUAACAUCACACACAGUGGUGUCGUCACGUAGCCCAGCAAGGUUGUAGAAGACAGCUCACACAGUCUGCCACGUGUCACUGACCCAUUUCCGGGUGUACAGUGCACCCAUUCGCAUAUUAAUACCGACGCAGCCCAAACAGACCCUCCUUCCUUCCCUCCCUUCCCCACUAUAAUUAUUUCUGCACUACUAGAACCACCACAAGCUAAGCCAAACCAGCUAUAUAGAAAGAGAGAGUGAGUUUUUUUUUUUAUCAGCAAGAGAGAGAGAGAGAGAGAGAGAGAGAGAGAUUAAUAAUCAAGAGUUAAGGGUGUAAUUAAGGUGAUCAUUAUCUUCAGAUGGGGUUUGAAGAGACGGAGCUGAGGCUAGGGUUACCAGGAAAUGGUGGAAGCCAUGAAGGAGAUCAAGCGGCAGCGGUGACGAUGAGGAAGAGAGGGUUCUCUGAAACUGAGAGCAGUGAGGAUGAGAUCAGCUGUGAGACAAGCUGUGUGGAUUUGAAGCUUAACCUUUCUAAUUCUAAGGAGCAGGCAAUAACUACUGGGAAAGAUGUAACUGAAAAGUCCAAGACCAACAAGGACAACAAACUUGAUCUCCCAGCUGCUGAUCCUGCAAAGCCUCCAGCCAAGGCACAAGUUGUGGGCUGGCCACCGGUGCGAUCGUUCCGAAAGAACAUGUUCACGGCGUUGCAGAAGAGCCCGAGUGAUAAAGAAAGUGAGCACAACAAGGGCAGCAGCAAUGCAGUGACGUUGGUGAAGGUGAGCAUGGAUGGCGCACCCUACCUUCGCAAAGUGGACUUGAAGAUGUACAAGAGUUACCCUGAGCUCUCUGAUGCCCUAGCCAAAAUGUUCAGCUCCUUCGCCAUCGGAAACUGUGGAUCCCAAGGAAUGAAGGAUUUCAUGAAUGAAAGCAAGCUGAUGGAUGUGCUCAAGGGUUCUGAUUACAUUCCAACAUAUGAAGACAAGGAUGGUGAUUGGAUGCUGGUUGGCGAUGUCCCAUGGGAGAUGUUUGUUGAAUCAUGCAAGAGAUUGCGCAUAAUGAAGGGCAAAGAGGCUGUUGGGCUGGCACCAAGGGCCAUGGAGAAAUGCAAGAACAGAAGCUAAAAGCACUUAGCAAUGAAUCACCACAGCCUGCUCCUUUGAUCUCGUCGCGGUGGCUGCAAUAAACCAAAACCACCAAACACGGCGCAACGCGCAGAUGGAUUGAGCAGCAUGUUUGGGUGAUGAAAUGGAUAUGUUUGUUUGUAAGAUUGAUUAAUUAAUGUUUAUGGUUUGAUAUAUGUGUAAUUAUUGAAUAUGAGAUACAUAUAUUUUGAGCUUAUUUAUUUUUAAUCAUGGCCAGACAGAACCAUUAAAACUGGAUCUUAAGUUUGAAGUACGUCCAAGGACGGGGCUUGGGGUUUGCUUUGUUUAGUGUUGCAAUAAUGGCUUGCUUAAGCAUAAUAAUGUAACGUACCAGUUAAUUAAUUUUGUUGUAUUUAAGUAAUGUGUGUUGUUCUUAA